AUGGUGCAUGUCUACACGGCGUCAAGAGAUGGCAAGACCAACUUCCUGAAGAUCCACGCUCCUUGGAAGGUGCUUGUGAAAUACGCAGAGAAGCUUCACCUCCGGAUGCCAAUCAAGAAGCGGGGCAAAGUGGUCGCAUUCCCCACAGUGACUGUUGCGAAGGGGGAGAAGCCCGUCUUACCAGACCUCAAAUAUCUUGAGAGUGAAGCAACCGAAGUAGAAAACGACGGCAAGCCCAAUGCGCUGGAAGCCCUGUGGGCCAAACUUUGGACGCCUUUCCCUUAUAACAAGGAACUCAUACCUGACGAAACACAGUACUUCAACGCCGAGUUUGUGCGUCAGCGAGAGCACAUGUACAUAAUAAAAAACAAAGAGUCAUUUUUCUCGCAAGCCAUUCGGAGCCGGAUUGCGUGGGAAGUACUUAUGCGAACUACUUACGAUGACAAUGAUCGACAAAAAGGCAUUUACAGGCUCCUCAACGAACAGGUCUAUCUGGCAGCUUACCCUCUGCAUGACAAGCGGGGCAAAGUGGUCGCAUUCCCCACAGUGACUGUUGCGAAGGGGGAGAAGCCCGUCUUACCAGACCUCAAAUAUCUUGAGAGUGAAGCAACCGAAGUAGAAAACGACGGCAAGCCCAAUGCGCUGGAAGCCCUGUGGGCCAAACUUUGGACGCCUUUCCCUUAUAACAAGGAACUCAUACCUGACGAAACACAGUACUUCAACGCCGAGUUUGUGCGUCAGCGAGAGCACAUGUACAUAAUAAAAAACAAAGAGUCAUUUUUCUCGCAAGCCAUUCGGAGCCGGAUUGCGUGGGAAGUACUUAUGCGAACUACGUACGAUGACAAUGAUCGACAAAAAGGCAUUUACAGGCUCCUCAACGAACAGGUCUAUCUGGCAGCUUACCCUCUGCAUGACGGUCCCUGUGGCAGCGGAUCGUUCGAUCCUCUUACAGAAGUUCCUACUGAACGAAGGCUACUCUACAGCGAAUGGGCCCGACCGGCAUCCUGGUACAAGCAGCAGCCGUUGGUCCUAAUCAGGCGCUACUUCGGCGAGAAGACUGGCCUCUACUUCGCCUGGCUAGGUUUCUACACGUCCAUGCUAUUUCUCCCCGCUGUAGUGGGCGUUAUGACGACGUUGUACGGAAUCUUCGAAAUGGCCACAAACACGCCUACGAGAGAGACCUGCGACCCCAACAUCGCCGGAAGUUUCGUCCUCUGUCCUGGCUGCAAGAAGCGUUGUACUUAUGACUACCUUUACACUAAGUGCACUUUUAGCAAGAUCGUGUACAUGUUUGAUAACCCGGCCACCGUUGGUUUUUCAAUAUUCAUGGCACUUUGGGCCACCAUUUUCAUAGAGCUCUGGAAAAGACGCCAAUGCGUCCUUGGCUGGGAAUGGAAUCUCGCCGAUAUUGACACGCUCACGCAAUACACUCUUCCUUAUUUCCCACGCAUACCGGGACGGCAGUCGGCUCAAGACGUUGUUAACCCGGAGUACGAAGCCAAGGCAACCGUGUACAAGCUGAAUCCAGUGACUAUGAGAUACGAACCGUACGUGCCUUUCUGGGAGAAGGCAAUGAGGAUAUCAGGGGCCAAUUCCGUCGUCCUAUUCAUGUUGUGCUUGGUGAUAUGCACGGUGUUCGGCAUCAUCGCCUACCGCAUCAUUCUGGUGGCGCUACUGUCUCGAGACCAGAACUGGCGGGCACUAGCGCAUGUCACUACGGCGGUAACAGCCUCGAUGCUCAACCUGGUCAUCAUCUUGCUCAUGAACAGGGUAUACAGCAAAAUAGCCACGCGGCUGACAGACAUUGAACGCCCGAGGACGCAACGGGAGUACGAAGACAGCUUCACGUUCAAGAUGUUCCUGUUUACCUUCCUCAACACAUACUCUUCGCUGAUAUACAUUGCAUUCUUUAAAGGAAGAUUCUCCGGGCACCCUGGCAAGGAGGGGACACUUUUUGGAUACAGCUUGGACAAGUGCGAAGGUGGCUGCCUGUACGAAGUGUGCGUUCAACUGGCAAUAGUCAUGGUGGGCAAACAAGUCAUCAACAAUAUUCAGGAAAUCGGACAGCCACUGGUCAUGAAUUGGUGGCGCUCCUGGCGGCGGGAUCACAUGGCCCGUGACAGUGGCGAUCGCAAAGGCUCAGUGGCUCGCUGGGAGGCUGACUACGUGCUGGCGCAGUGGCACACGCUCUCACUCUUCGACGAGUACCUGGAGAUGGGCCUUCUGCAGCCUAUUGACAUACACAAGAGCCAUUUACCUCAUCAGUAUCGACCUCCUCGGACCAUCCCCUACAUCUACUUCAGGAACAAGUGGAUCGCAAGAUACGAACCGUACGUGCCUUUCUGGGAGAAGGCAAUGAGGAUAUCAGGGGCCAAUUCCGUCGUCCUAUUCAUGUUGUGCUUGGUGAUAUGCACGGUGUUCGGCAUCAUCGCCUACCGCAUCAUUCUGGUGGCGCUACUGUCUCGAGACCAGAACUGGCGGGCACUAGCACAUGUCACUACGGCGGUAACGGCCUCGAUGCUCAACCUGGUCAUCAUCUUGCUCAUGAACAGGGUAUACAGCAAAAUAGCCACGCGGCUGACAGACAUUGAACGCCCGAGGACGCAACGGGAGUACGAAGACAGCUUCACGUUCAAGAUGUUCCUGUUUACCUUCCUCAACACAUACUCUUCGCUGAUAUACAUUGCAUUCUUUAAAGGAAGAUUCUCCGGCCACCCUGGCAAGGAGGGAACACUUUUUGGAUACAGCUUGGACAAGUGCGAAGGUGGCUGCCUGUACGAAGUGUGCGUUCAACUGGCAAUAGUCAUGGUGGGCAAACAAGUCAUCAACAAUAUUCAGGAAAUCGGACAACCACUGGUCAUGAAUUGGUGGCGCUCCUGGCGGCGGGAUCACAUGGCCCGUGACAGUGGCGAUCGCAAAGGCUCAGUGGCUCGCUGGGAGGCUGACUACGUGCUGGCGCAGUGGCACACACUCUCUCUCUUCGACGAGUACCUGGAGAUGGCCAUUCAGUUUGGUUUUGUCACCCUGUUCGUGGCCGCAUUCCCACUGGCGCCGUUGUUUGCGCUUCUCAACAACAUCGUGGAAAUCCGCCUGGAUGCAUACAAGUACACCUCGCAAAUGCGACGGCCGCUUGCCGAAAGGGUGCCAAACAUUGGUGCCUGGCAGGUGAUACUGAAAGGUGUAUCCAUAUUCGCUGUCAUCUGCAACGCGUUCCUGAUCGCCUAUACCAGUGACUUCAUCCCGCGGAUGCUGUACCGCAUGGUGCACACCAAGGACCACAGCCUGCGCGGGUUUGUCAACUUCACGCUGUCCUCGUUCGACACGAGCGACUUCGAUGACGAGACUCGGCCGGACAACGCCACACUGGACGGAAUCACCGUCCGCCAUUGCAGGUACCUGGACUACCGCGAGCCACCCGGCUCGGGAAGCGAGUACCAGCUGACUCUGACGUACUGGCACAUAUUCGCCGCAAGGCUCUUUUUCGUUGUUGUUUUCGAGCACGUGGUCUUCUUCAUAACGAGUCUGGUGGCCGCCCUGAUACCGGACGUGCCCCGGUCGGUUCAGCAGCGCAUCAAGCGUGAGCAGAUUGUGGCGCAAGACACCAUCGCCGGUCUGGAGAGCGGCCAGCCGUCCCAGCCCCGCAGAGGAUCCAGGAGUGGCUCUUCAGCCCACACUCAUCAAAGGAGUGUGGCCUUGUUGUGGACUGACGUGGAGUCAAGCUCAUGCUCCAGUAAGCAACCAUCGUCACGGUCGGCAACUGCCGGCGUCACUUGAACUGCGUGCGCACUUCGUGGAGAAGGGAUUGUGGUUGUAUACGGAUGGUGCCUAGGCUUGAUCUCCACAGACAUUAUGCGCUUCGAACAGUUGGUUUUCACUGACGCGCCAUGACCGUAGUUGUGAUUUCCCCUCACUCUCUCCGUGCAUUUCAAGACGCAGCUUCUCAGAGGCCUGCAUCGUAAUUCCUGUGUUCAAGGCAAGUUCAGUGAUAUUUGUUGUUCCCACCCGUGCACCUCAACGUCAUCACUUUGCAUCUGGACUCAAUCAAGUAUUCAGCGUCGUUUUGUCUAGUACAGACGACGAUAUUGCUUCAGCCACUGCAGCCGUUACGGACAGCGCAGUAUUCAUUCAAUGACCUGUCUUCAUGACGACGACGGAGUGAUCGUUUGCUUCCAGGAACUGCGUGUACCAUCUAACUCCUAGUACCUACUGCACCGUGACAGCGGACCGUGCAGCUUGUGCUGUGGACUCUCAUUCAUUCCAGUGUACUGAAGGCACGGGUUCAUUCGGCAAGCAUCGCGGGGACUGUACAGUUGGCCAAGCGGGCAGCCUCAGUUCGUGCAACAGUUUUAAUGAGAGAAUCGAUAUUGUGUGCAGCGACCCCUUGACGGCACGACGUCAGUGACAAUGAGGUGGACGCUGUGGAAAGAAUGAAGUAUACUCUGUUUAGUCAUACCUUUGAACUAUGAACCUGUGUGGGUGCCUCGUUUGGGAUGUACUUUCGCAUGCUGGAAAGUACUUUGGGGGCACCGAUUUGUAAAUUUAGCAAAAUAGGUGUCCGCGCAAAGGAAGUGCAGCUGUACAAUUGUGCACCAAAAGCAAGAGAAGCAUGGUUUGCGUUCCUACGACAGCCGAGGAAAAAAAGAGGUCUGGCUCACUCGCUCAUGAACUUCCCAUGCUCCAGCUUCGAGGCUGGACAGCAUGUUCUAAAACUCGGAGGCCAUAUCGUGCGAGACCUGGCAUACUGGCGUCUUGGCGUAGACCUAGCACUCCAAGGCAGAAUGUGCUCCAAUGCACGUUAUGAGGAUAACUCAUAUCUAACUUUUUUUCAUUUACUUGCAGUUCUCGUUUUUUAGCAGAUGUGCGGGGGCAUUGCCAAACACACACGCACGCGCACACGCAUUCAUUGGAGCGAAAACAUCCCAAGCCAGAUGGCAAGACGCAGAAUAAUCUGGAAAAAAGUCUGGAAAAAAAUUCUAGGGGUUUUAUUGCUGUAGAGAUGAUCGAACAUGGGUCUGUAGUUGCUUAGAGUGUGUGCACGCGCCGAUGUAACAUUACUAUGGGCCGCACCGUGAGAGACUUUGUGCAAAGCGCGUGCUCUAACCAGUAUGUGGUGAGCGAAGUCUCAUUCGGAUUAUAUGUUAAGAUGAAGUACUAUGGUGCGUGCCGUUCGGUUCUUACAAAUAACACUUUUUUCUUUAAAAGUUGACGAGAACAACAUCAGCUCCAUCACCGAGCCUUUCUCUACGAUUGUCACUGUAGGCUCCCUAAAGAGCGUACGACGCCUGAAUGGGGUCCUUGUUUUCUUUUUGGUCUCUAUCCUUACUUUCGAGGUAGCAUGCUGGCAGGUAUUAGUAGAAACAAUGAUACAGAAACAUCAACGUUUAUUACGGCUGUCGUCUGUGCAGUCCUGUUCUCAAAUACUCUCAUGCACUGGCUGAUCAAUAGGGUAGAACAAGCGAAACAUCAGCCUGGUGCUGACGUUUCGAAAAGGGCACUUUAAGGUCCUUACGAAGUUAGGUUCCCUUGUAGAAACGUCGUUUCCAAGCUGAUGCUUCUUUUGUUGGCGCCGCGCUGUUGAUAAACUAGUCUUCAUGCUCUCAUAUUGCCUCUCAUAAGCUCCUUGACAUAUGUGUGGUGGUAAUUAUUACAAGUUGUAUUUGGCAUAUUUUGGGGGACUUCUUGUAAGGUUGAUGCUGGUAUGGCCACUAUGAUACGCCAGUUUAUGUAAAUGGGAGCAGGAGUUGCAGGAAAUAAUAUAUCUUAGUCUCAGCGUAACUAAGUCCCUUGUCCGGGACUUCAUACGUGCUCGUACAAAAAUAUGUGGUUGCAUUUACUGCGGGAAGUUCCUUGAAUUAUUUAGUGUCACUGUUGUUGUAACACAUUUGCUGUCGCUGCAGACGGGACGGGUGCGUACAGUGACCGAAUGCAGUGUGUGCUUAAUGUUUUGUGUCCUAUCUAACUGGUUGAAGGUCUGCACCAUACCUUGUCAACAUACCGCGAAGUACAAUCCCGACCUGCUGCACACAUUUUUAGUGCACUAGACUUGUUCUUGCUUUCUCCAUGUCUCUUGGGGAAGCUCCACACAAACAUUAAAAUGAUCGCACAUGCAUGAGCUGUCUGUAUUGACUUUGGUAUAAAUUUACUUUGACUCAUUUAAACUAGAUCAGCAUCUUUUGGCUGAGGAAAGCUUACAUGGGAAAUAAACAAUGGGUGCAUA
This is a messenger RNA of Dermacentor silvarum, 6217 nucleotides long. Its product is annotated as anoctamin-4. The record is from RefSeq and is a predicted model, not a curated record. Gene Ontology annotation, biological process: chloride transmembrane transport. The transcript has 40 exons. Gene Ontology annotation, cellular component: plasma membrane. Gene Ontology annotation, molecular function: chloride channel activity; protein dimerization activity. NCBI's taxonomy places the organism in Eukaryota, Metazoa, Arthropoda, Arachnida, Ixodida, Ixodidae. Bases 1 to 3774 code for a protein of 1257 amino acids.